GGUGGGGGGUGGGAAGCUCGGGACUCUUUUCUCUCACACAGACCGCGGGGGAGAGGGGGGAUAAUGUCGACCCCGGCCAGGAGGAGGCUCAUGCGGGACUUCAAGCGAUUGCAAGAAGACCCACCUGUGGGUGUCAGCGGCGCACCAUCUGAAAACAACAUCAUGCAGUGGAAUGCAGUUAUAUUUGGGCCAGAAGGCACACCCUUUGAGGAUGGUACCUUUAAACUAGUAAUAGAAUUCUCAGAAGAGUAUCCGAAUAAACCUCCCACUGUUAGGUUCUUAUCAAAGAUGUUUCAUCCAAAUGUCUAUGCCGAUGGUAGCAUAUGUUUAGAUAUCCUCCAGAAUCGUUGGAGUCCAACGUAUGAUGUGUCCUCUAUUUUAACAUCAAUUCAGUCUCUGCUGGAUGAACCUAAUCCCAACAGUCCUGCCAAUAGCCAGGCAGCGCAGCUUUAUCAGGAAAACAAACGAGAAUAUGAGAAAAGAGUUUCAGCUAUUGUUGAACAAAGCUGGAAUGAUUCAUAAUAGACAACUGCUGUGUUCAUCCUCAUCAUCAUUGUUGUGUAUAAUUUACCUCUCAGUAGAAAGGCUACCAGAAAUUUUAAGUGCCACAGGUUUUAAGGAUUUGCAUACCUAAUGUGUCUGCAAAAAAGAAAAAAAAGCCCUUCAGUUUAGAACCUUUAAAAGCUUGUGUAUCUUGAUUAAUGUACUUUUUAUUGCAUGGUAUGAACUAAGUUAUUGCUACAUAAAUUUGUAAUAUAUCCUGUUUGUAUUUUUUUUCCAAGUGUAUAAUGUUGGUGUGAAGUUUUCAUGACAGAAUAUACACAUUUUGUAAAUCUGUACUUUUUUCAAAUAUUGAAUGCCUUAUUUUUGAAUUCUUUAGAUUUUUAAAUUGGAGAAAAGCACUUAAAAGUUUUUUAUAUAUAAAUAUUACAUGUAAAACUGUUAAAUACAUAACUUCAGUGCAAGAGACUUUGUCACUUAUUUCCUUAUCUGACUAGGAGGGAUUGAUACAUAAGUAUAUCUCUCCAGUCAUUUAUAUUUGUUUUAUCUCUCCAAUUUCAGGGGAAUAAUAACAUUCUCUCAGUAGUUUGUCAGGAAAUAUAAAUCAAAUGUGUGCUUCUUAACUGAAUAUCCAUAGUAAUUUCAUACACCAGUUCUGAAUAUGCAUAUUAAUUACUCUUAAUAGAGUAAUUACUAUACAGAGCUAUUUGGUUUCAUUAUGAUGCUUAAUUAUUGAAGGAUCACUUGUCUCUCUUGGUCAUUUCACUAAUUAUUCUAGGAGAUUUGGUAUACUCUUGAUCUUACUAAUUAUUCAUUUUGGUGGGAAAUUGAAACUGUUGGCAUGAAUUUUUUAAAAAUUAUGAAUUUACUUCCUAGUAGAAUGAUAAAUCAAGAACCAGAUUUUUUCUUUCAUCAAGGCAAAGUUUUGGAAAGGAAUUAUUAUUUAGCCUGUUUAAUGCCAGCCUUUAAUGUAGACCUACAUUUCUUUCUCCUCCAGAACCAUACAUACUUCAGAGUCUUAUAAAUUGCUCUCAUGGGGAAAAAAAAAAUCCCUCAAAUUGUACAAAAGCUAAUUGUACAUGAAGUUUGCAGGGUCAUUACAAGGCAACAAUGCUUCAGAAAGCUAAUGCUAAGAUGUUUAAGAAUAAAGGGGAAACAGCUUUCCAUAUGAUGAACUUGAGAGUUCUUAUUUCCUGUCCAUCUCCCCAAAAAUAGGACAUUGAAAAUUAGUUGCCUGGUUUUUAUGGUAGGUCUGUGAUUAUAAGCAUCUGUGGCAAUAACCUUAAGUGUGUUUUUCAUCAUAUCCAUGCAGGUCACUUGAGGAGUGCAUAUGCCGCCUUAUUGCAGUGGCACACAUUCAGAGGGAAACAACAGCUCCCUCACUGAUAGGAGCUGGACAGAUGAUGUAGCACCCAGAAUGAACUCUAUAAAGAAAUUGUAAUAGUAGGAGAAAUAACUCCUGGCAUUUCCCUUUAAGGAUUAAUUCGCGUAUUGCUGAAACCAUGUGGUAUAAUUUAAAGGGGGAAAUGUUUGAGUUUUACAAACUGCUGGUUGGAAACUAUUCACUGAUGAAAAUACUGAUAGUAGCAUCAAUAAGAGACUUUAUUUAGAGGUGCUUUGAUAUAAGUGGCUGAUGCUUUUAGAAUUACUAAAUGUGUACUUUCUGAAUAUAUGUAAUUUGAAAGAAUGAACAUCUUGUAGUUUGUGACAGUAGAGAGGUGAACAUUUUGACAUGUUCAUGAAUACUAUUGGAUAAUCAAAAAAAAAAAAAGCUACCAUUGGAUAAUCUCUCCAAAUCAGUUUAAUCCUCAUAUGACCUAUCUUCCUUUCCUAGUUGAAACCCACAGCAUGUCAGAAUUGAUGGAAAAUUGUAAGUUUAAACUGUUCAAUCUAAACCUUCAGAAAUUGAGCUCUAUAAUUUUGUUGUUUGUUGUUGAAUAGAAUUAUUUUGUGGGAAAACUUCAGAGACACUUGUGAAUACAGUGAAAAGCAAAUUGAGGCUAUCUCUUGACUUCUGUCUUUAUACAUUUUUGCAGAUUCAUGAAAUAAGCUUUGCGUUAUUUGUAUUUCAUAUCUUAAUGAUCAUAGGGUGUUUGUAGCAUUAUGUUAACUAGAUUAAAGAUGUAGACCAAAGAAAAAUAAGACUGCCCUCAAGAUUAUAAGCUGGAGAGUUGAAAAAUGUUUAGCAUAAAUGCUUGUGGAGUCUAGGGGCUCCCUACUGGUGUAGGGAGUGCCUAGCAAAGGAAAUUACAUAUACCAAUGCAAGUCAGCAUCUUUCCUGCACCUUAGUCAUAACUGUAGACAGUAUUGAGAGGCUCAGUGACCUACCUGGGGUCACACAGUAUUUGUCAGAGGUGGGUCUGGAACCUUCUGUCUCAAAGGCCAUCUCUUGAUCCAUUAUGCCAUAUUGCCAUGUAGGUAGGCUUUGAAAGAUAUAAGCCCUGUUUUCUAGAGGCCAGAAUAGGCUAAACGCUCUUAAUCUCAAUGAUAAUUUAGAGAGAAGCAGACAGAAAAUAGUACAUACAGUGUGAUGGAAAGUGGAAAGUAUCCUGGAAUGAGUUGGGAGAUGAGAAUUUCUAACUGACUUUUCUCAUCUGAAAAAUGAGAUUUACUAAGAUGAUCUUUCAGGUCCUUUCCAGCUCUAAUGCUGUCUGAUAACCAGUUAAGUUACUUGGUUCAUUUGAUUCCAUUAAUGUUAAUUCUGUGGCACUUUACACAGAUUUCCUCACAAUGUCCUUGUGAGAGAAUACUGGCAUGCAAAGAAGUUAAUGACCAUGAUUACAUGGUUAUUAGGCAGUGCAGCCACAACUUAACACCCAGACCGCCAGACUCCCCAGUUAGGGGCCCUUUCUAAUCAACCAUACUAUCCUCUUCCCUGUAAAUAGUUCUGUUUCAGCCUUAUUGUAGAGCCAAACAAAUUUUUGAGAAAUAACAUUCAGUGAUUGGGGGAAAAGAACCCAAUAAAGAAUAGUAAAGAGUGUAUUUAAGACCAGAUGAAUAAUUUCCCUAGGAUAGCUCUGAAAAUCUUCCUUUUAGCAAGAGUGGGGUCAGUAAAAUCCCAUUUCUGUAGCAGCUUAAUGUUUUAACAAGUACAGAAAACUGAGAUAGGUAAUGCUAGUGUAAAUAUCCUUACAGUUGAGAAAAUGGGCUCAGGGCUUAGUGAGUUGGAGGCAGGUCUUAAACCCCAGGUUUCUUCACUCCAGCAUAUACAUUGCUGCAAUGAUUAGUAACAUUUGUUCUUCAGGAUAAGCAGUCUUUUCUCAAACUGUUAAGCUUAGUGCCAUCUCAGAAAUGAUCCUGAGCUUCCUAGCACUACGAAGAUAGUGCUUCACAAAUGGAUUACUAAUAGCUCAUGGUAGUGAGACAUGAAUUGCAGAGUACUAAUGACUAUUUUGAGCCCAUCAGCUUGCAGUCAGCAAUAGCAAUGGAGCCUUGCUUAUGUAGGGGAAUAUUUAUGCAAAUAAUAGAGGAGUAAAGUCAGUAGCUAGAAAGCUAUUAAAGGUAAAUAAAUUGUCCUAAACUGGCAUACUUUUUUUUUUAUCAAAUGGAAAACUGGCAAGAGAAGCCACUUGAAUCUCUUCUGUGGAAAGAACCAACCUGUUGUAGUCUUCGGGGAAAGAAUUUGCAGUCAUUUGCUCCCCAGUUGUUCUAGGGCCAUGUGGUAGACAGCAAGCAUAUUAGAAACAAUUUACUUGGGGAAAAAUCUGAGUUUCCUAUAUCUUUCAAGGAAAGGAAUUAGGUAAGUUUAUCACUCAGAACCUUUUUAGUUGCUAACAAAAUUUUCUGGUAUAUUCUACAAGUUUGUGAAAUUCUUUUACAAGUCCUUUUUUAAAGGUAGGUAUGGGAAUUAUUAAGCAGUUUCCCUUUUGGACAAACUUGUUAGGGAAGUCUUUAAUGUAUCAGUUAUUUCACAAAAUUGUAUUUAUUCAAAAUAUAGGUGGAAAAGUCUCCACAGAAGCAGCUCUUUUUUUGACUGAAAAUAAAAGCCAGUGCCCAUCAGUUGGGGAGUGGCUAAAUAAAUUAUAGAAUGUGAAUGUAAUGGAAUACUAUUAUAAGAAAUGAUCAAGGGUAUGAUUUCAGAGAAACUUGUAAGGACUUGUAUGAACCUCCUGCAGUAAAGUAAGCUAAACCAGUAGAACAAUUUUUGCAGUAACAACAUCGUAAAGGCCAACAACUUCGGAAGACUCAAGAACUCUGAUCAUCACAAUGACUAACCACAAUGGCAGAGGAUCUGUAGUGAAACAUACUACCCACCCCCAAACAGAUGUGAUUCCAGGACUGGGACAUAUUUUUUUGGUUUGGUCAAUGCUGGAAUUAGUUUUGCUUGUUUGCAUAGUUGUUACAAAAAGUUGUUUUUUCCAAUGUGGUAGAGGAAAGUAAGAGAGAGAGAAAAUAUUUUUGUUAAUUGAAAAACCAAAAAGAAAUAAAAGGUCCUCACAGAAGUCUAAUUUAAUGAUGAACAGUGAAAAUGACCUGAAGCCUAGAAGAGAAGAUGGAGAAACGAAGAGGCUGAAUAAUGACUUUUCGAGGAACUUGUUAUCUGCGUAAGAGAAUUGUAUUCUAAGGUUUCUUCCACUUCUAUCAUUCUGUAGCUCUAAUUGGUAUGAGAGGAAGAAGGAAUGUACCUGUAUGAAAAUGAAUCAAAACUGCUUUGUGCUUAUCAAUGA
Vombatus ursinus (common wombat) is the source of this 5168-nucleotide messenger RNA. It is a transcript of the gene UBE2B, whose product is annotated as ubiquitin conjugating enzyme E2 B. Gene Ontology annotation, cellular component: HULC complex. Lineage: Eukaryota; Metazoa; Chordata; Mammalia; Diprotodontia; Vombatidae. The coding region runs from base 64 to 522 and encodes 152 amino acids. Gene Ontology annotation, biological process: protein polyubiquitination; DNA repair; proteasome-mediated ubiquitin-dependent protein catabolic process. Gene Ontology annotation, molecular function: ubiquitin conjugating enzyme activity. The record is from RefSeq and is a predicted model, not a curated record. The transcript is spliced from 6 exons.